GCACAGCGUGUUGUGUAUAAAAAAAUUCUCUUUGGUUGGUUUAUCUCGACGGAAUUAUAGUUAAAUUGAUUGUGUCUAUGCUAGGCUGCUAGUUCAACUGUGGCACGUUGGGUGGUGUUCUUAUAUUCAAAUUCAUAACCAGAGUGAUGAUUCUUGUAUCUUCGGGAGUGAUACAUAAACUCCUCUUUAGACAAUGUUGGCUGUUAAGCGGUGUUCUAUUUUUCUUCAUUUGCGCUGGUCUUAUUCAUGUGACCGUAUAGCGAUUAUAAUUUAAUACACGUGAUAUUUAAACAUUAGUUUAAGCGAGUGUUUUGGUAUGUGUGUAUGUAAAUCAAAGAAGGGGUUGAUUCCCAUUCAACUUUGCAAGGCACAUUGGCUUUAAGUUAACAAAACCGUUUCAAUUUCUUAUCAUUAUGUUAAGUAGUUAAGUAUCAUUCAAAAGAUCACCCAAAGAUGCACCUCAUCACCAAAUAGUCACCUACCAACCACCAAACGUGUAAAGUAAAAUCUUUUACAUGCUAACAACCAAAUACUCACCUGCCCACCACCAAACUGCAAACGCUACUACACGUGAUACAAGUCCUUAGCACAUGACAAUGCAUUCCAUAGUACAGCCACAAAUGCAUGACGUGCAACUCUUUCAACAUACUUUCAAUCACAUGAUAUAUAAGUGCAGGCUGCGUGUACCAGCAAACACAAACUAGGAAAAAUGCCAGAGUAUUGUGUGACGGGUGGUACCGGCUUCAUAGCAGCUUACAUCAUCAAAUCAUUGCUCGAACAAGGUCAUACUGUUCGAACCACCGUCAGGGAUCCAGAAAAUGUCAAAAAAGUAGGGUACCUGCUGGAGAUGAAAGGCGCUCACGAAAGACUAAAGCUUAUGAAGGCUGAUCUCAUGGUUGACGGAAGUUUUGACCAGGCCGUAGACGGCGUUGACGGGGUUUUCCAUACUGCUUCUCCUGUGAUCGUUCCAUACGACAAGAAUCUCCAGGAAACACUAAUUAAUCCAUGCAUAAAGGGAACCAUGAAUGUGCUGAAAUCAUGCAAGAAAGCUAAGAGUGUAAAAAGGGUAGUGCUGACCUCAUCCUGCUCUUCGAUUAGAUACCGUUACGACGUCCAGCAAAUUGAUCCUCUUAACGAAUCACACUGGAGCGAUACCGAAUACUGCAAACAGUACAAUCUUUGGUACGCAUAUGCAAAGACAGUAGCAGAGAAAGAGGCAUGGAGCGUAGCAAACGAGAGUGGGAUUAAUCUUGUUGUCGUAAACCCGUCGUACGUGGUGGGCCCAUUGCUUGCACCACAACCAACGAGUACAAUUCAAAAGAUACUUGAAUAUGUUAACGGGUCAGUAGAAGAAUACCCAAACAUGGCAGUAGGAUUUGUGCACAUAGAAGAUGUGGUGGCGGCUCAUAUUUUAGCAAUGGAGAAAAAAGAGGCUGCGGGCAGACUCAUUUGUUCAAGCACAGUGGCUCACUGGUCUGACGUCAUUCAAAUGCUCAAAUCGAAAUACCCAUCUUAUCCUAUUGUAGACAAGUGUAGCAGCCGAAUCGGAGAUAACAACACGCAUAACAUGGAUAGCAGUAAGAUAUUACAACUGGGAUUGCCUCCACUGAAAACACUCGAGAAAAUGUUUGAUGACUGCAUCAAAAGUUUCCAAGAGAAGGGAUUUCUGUGAAGUUUAUCAUAAAUUAAUUUAGAAUAACAACUUCCUACGAGAUCAUACUGUACUUUGGUAUAUGUAGUCACUGAAUCUUUUCUCAUUUAAUAACUUCCUACGGGAUCAUACAACGUACCAUGGUGUUGGAUCUACAAAGUAGAGCUCUGGUGUAUAAUCCAAAUCAAGCUCCAUAUUCAGCAGUCAACGACAUUGUUA
Helianthus annuus (common sunflower) is the source of this 1870-nucleotide messenger RNA. RefSeq names its product tetraketide alpha-pyrone reductase 2. Gene Ontology annotation, molecular function: oxidoreductase activity, acting on the CH-OH group of donors, NAD or NADP as acceptor. The record is from RefSeq and is a predicted model, not a curated record. NCBI's taxonomy places the organism in Eukaryota, Viridiplantae, Streptophyta, Magnoliopsida, Asterales, Asteraceae. The coding region runs from base 710 to 1672 and encodes 320 amino acids. The transcript has 5 exons.